AUGCCUUACAUUCAUCAUUUUCCUGUUCUGCCUUAUCGCUUAAUCCAGGCUGAACCAUCCCGUCCUCCUUUGAUAGCCGACAUUGCAUCGAGGUCUCCGAGCAAUCGCCAUUCUGCUGCUUCAAGAAUAUGCAUCUUUGGGCAACCUCAGAAGGAAGACAGGCUAUACGCUGCAAGGAGAUAUAUUAGUCGUACGAAGGAGAUAUGCCGUGAACCCGUUGUCGUCUCUAGGCCUGAGGCCGGGAGGUACUGGCUCAGCAACAGAGAAGCGGACUGUAUCUCUCUUGAUGUGCCUCGCAAAGACGGCGGUUACACUUCGGAAUUCCCAAGGCGAUAUUCAAAGGGCAAGGAGCUUUUAUAUCCGGGGUGGAACAUUCAUCUCGACUACGCACACACAAAACCCGGCCUGUCCCAUGAGGAACGUGCCCGGUUGAAAGGACGUUUCUGCAACGGUCACCCGGUUGUGGUGCCGCAAAGAGACCUCGAGAAAUAUGAGGUUGAAGGGAGGAGACCGCACCACGGCAUUCGUGCUGUUACCGCUCGGCCAAGACAGGACUUUGCUGGGCCCCAUCUGAAGCGGGUGGUAUAUUAUUGAAGAGGGCACAUCAUAUUGGGGUUUGAACCCGUUCACAUGAAAGUGUGACAUGGGAGCGGAUGACGAAUGGUGACAUUGGGUAAUGUCAUAAUAUCAAGGAAUUGAGGGAGG
This is a messenger RNA of Amorphotheca resinae ATCC 22711, 705 nucleotides long. RefSeq lists its product as hypothetical. NCBI's taxonomy places the organism in Eukaryota, Fungi, Ascomycota, Leotiomycetes, Helotiales, Amorphothecaceae. The transcript is spliced from 2 exons. The coding region runs from base 1 to 594 and encodes 197 amino acids. The record is from RefSeq and is a predicted model, not a curated record.